Messenger RNA from Dunckerocampus dactyliophorus (ringed pipefish), 2884 nucleotides. It is a transcript of the gene col23a1a, whose product is annotated as collagen type XXIII alpha 1 chain a. Lineage: Eukaryota; Metazoa; Chordata; Actinopteri; Syngnathiformes; Syngnathidae. The record is from RefSeq and is a predicted model, not a curated record. The coding region runs from base 455 to 2338 and encodes 627 amino acids. The transcript is spliced from 31 exons.
AAUAUACCACAGCUCUUGUAGUAGGGCGACUGUGAGUGUACCUAAAAUGAGGUAAUCUUAAUUGGGCAUGGCUGCUUAGUCAUAAGCAAUCAUGUCCUGGCCAAUCCGCUGUACCAUGAGCUGUCAAAUCUGCAUUCCCCACGUGGUCGGGGGGCGGUCUUAUCUGGAGUUGAACAUGCAACUUUUAAUGAGGCAAACAAUUGGAUGCAUUGGUAGUUGCUCACCGUACAGUCAAAGAAGAACGCUGCGAGCCCGCGUUAGGUCACCCCUUCGCUCGUUUGGAUUCGCAUCCAUAGCGUCUGUUGGCGGUGUUAACCCAGUGCGCACCGCUGCUGCAACACUGGAGCUUCGGAGACCAAGAACUGGAUGAUGUGAAUGCCUCACGCUCGUUAAGGACCGUUUUGAGACACACCAUUCCCGUUUCACUUUCAACUUCCAAAGCAGGAUUUCAAGCAUGGACUCUUUGGGUGACUCUGCGGGGGACAACAAGUCGUCUGCGUGUCAGUGCGGACAUAAACCCGUUUUCUACCGGUGGCCUCCCGGUCUCCCCGUCGCCGUGUGCAUACUGCUGUCCCUGUGCUCCAUAAGCGUGUGUCUCCUCAUGAGCGUCAAGACCCACCGGCUGGAGCAGCGACUGCAGAUGGAGCUGGACCGCGCGCCCACCUUCCACCCGCCGCUCGGGGCUUUCCUCCACGAGGAUGGGAGCCUGGUUCCUGAGCUGAGCGCCUCCGUGGGAAAACUCGUGGAAGAGAAAGUCAUGGUGCUCAUGCCAAAGAUGCGAUCAAUUCGAGAUGUUGGCCAGGAGUGCGCCUGUCCUCCAGGGCCUCCCGGAAAGCGUGGAAGGAUGGGAAGAAGAGGGGAACCGGGUAAGCGAAGCCGACCACCUGGCAAGGCGGGACGGGAUGGAUACCCGGGCCCACUUGGCUUGGAUGGUAAACCAGGACUACCAGGUCUCAAGGGAAGCCAGGGACCAGUUGGGCCCAAGGGAGAAAAGGGUGACCAAGGAGACAUUGGGCCUAGGAUGGUCUAUCCUCGAUACGAUCAUGGCUUUCUCUCUGGUGACCAGUCCAGCACCUUUCAGAGACGUUUUCUGAAGGGUGACCAAGGCCAGGCUGGACCUGCUGGCCCUCCCGGCCCCCCGGGUCCCCCAGGUCCCAGAGGCCCCCCUGGGAACACAGGCAAAGACGGGCCCCGCGGCCCAACGGGAGAGCCAGGUUUUCCAGGUCGUGAUGGCAUCGAGGGGCCUCAAGGAUUGCCUGGGAAGCCGGGAGAAGAUGGUGAGCCAGGAUAUCCAGGACCACAGGGUCCUCCAGGGGCAAAGGGUGAAGCAGGUAUUGGAGAAAAAGGAGAGCGAGGCAUGGAUGGACUACCAGGAUUAAAGGGAGAUAAGGGCGCAAUAGGAGAGCAGGGCCCCAUGGGGUAUCCUGGUGAAAAAGGCAUAGCAGGCUCCUCUGACAUCAUUGACUUCAAUGGGAAGCUUCUAGAUGCUUUCCAGGCCAUCAACACUAUCAGUAUCUCGGGCCCACCAGGACCACCUGGUCCCCAAGGUCCUCCCGGAGAAAAGGGGGAGCUCGGUUUACCGGGGCCAGCUGGAGUGGACGGAGAGAGGGGAUCUAAAGGUGACAUCGGUGAAAUAGGACCAUCAGGGGAAAGAGGAGAAAAGGGAGAGAUGGGGCUAUCUGGGCCUGCGGGUAUGGACGGUCAGAAAGGAGAGAAGGGCGACUGCAGACUGGAUGACAACCUGGUUCAAAUGAUUUCCCAGCCAGGUCCCCCUGGCCCACCAGGCCCGCCUGGAGAACCCGGUUCACCUGGAGCUAUGGGGCUGCAUGGAAUGCCUGGACCAAAGGGGGAGCCAGGAUUUGGGCUAAGAGGGGAGAAGGGUGACAUUGGUGCUCCAGGAACCAAUGGAUUGGACGGCCUUCCGGGUUCACCUGGCUCUCCGGGCCUAGUGGGUCUUCCAGGAGCUAAAGGAGAAAGAGGCAGGCCAGGGGAGCCUGGACUUGAUGGUUUGCCAGGCUUUAUGGGAGAGAAGGGAAACAGGGGGGAACGAGGAGAGAAGGGUGACAGAGGAAGUGUUGGAAAGAGAGGACUGAAGGGUCAGAAGGGAGAACAGGGUCCUCCAGGUCUGGACCAACCCUGUCCUGUGGGUUGUGAUGACAAAAAAGAUGUGUCUCGUGUGGACGGAGCACUCUCUUCUCCUCCACCUCCUCCUCUUCCUCCUUCCGCCCCUGUGGCCCUCUGUCCUGUGGGACAUGAUGGGCUGCCCAUACCAGGCUGCUGGCACAAGGAGGAGAUGGCGAGGCAGAAGCUUAAACGCAAGCGUCUCAUUCAGCCAUGAGGGCCUUCUUGGGGAAAAGGAACACUUAAAGGGGCAGAGAGGGCACAGAGGCAUGUUGGCCUUGAUGGAGCACAACAUGCACUGCCUCCGUGUCACGAUGAACACUGUCUCCGUAAUGGGAAAUCUCCAGGAGGGGGCGACAAAUCCACUUCCACGAUCCCCCGGAAGCUGUGGCUGAUGAUGUGGGUGAUGGCACAUAAAGGAAGGAUUGACAGCACGUACAGUAUUAUGCUUGGAUAUUUAGAGAAGAUCUUUCCUAAUUAACUGCAUAAUUACAACGUCUUUUGCAGGCUUUUUACCGCUUUUUUUAACAUGUGGCAGUAGAAAUGUGUUUUCUUGGCCAGUUACAUUUUGCAUUCCUACACAUUGCCAUGUUUGUUGACAGCAUUGAAGGAGCCUCUACAGUGUUCAUGGUAAACCAGUGCACCAAUCAGUGGAGCUUAACCGCUUCCGUAUAUUACAGUUGCCUUAAAACAGGGGUGUCCAAACUGCCACAUGGGGGGGCCAUUUUCCAAAAUUAAAAAGAUUAAAAAAAAAAAAAAAAAA